AUGGCCGUAAUGUGUUCCUUCAGGACCCUGUUAUUAAGCUGUGCGAUUUGCAUUUUUCUGCUUGGGAUAAUACAUUUUGAAUACUCAUUCGAUUACAGCUAUUUGGGCCGGCUGUCUAAACUGAAACUUAGCAAUGUGUACAGUCCAAUUUUACAAGUCAAUGACAGUGAAGAGAGGAGUCAAAAUGAGAGUGACAGAGAUGACGGAGUGUGUGAAAUGUGUACUUCCAGUCAGCAGCUGAACUUCUGGUCUGCUCAGGAAUGGAAUUCUACAGACUGUGAGAAGAUUUACAAGUGGAUUGCAACCUCUCCCAUUCAAUGGCAGACGGAAGAUGAUAUUAUCAAAAUGACGUCACAGAUUCAGCACUGUCCAUGGCACCACCAGGGAGCAGUGGCCACAGAUUUCAGAUUGGAGCUCAAGAGGUGCUGCCAUGCUGCAUACAAUUGCCUAGUCACGCAGAAGAACACGCCUGUUGGAACAGAGUUAACUUAUGAGGCAGAACCCAAGAAAAAGAUUAAAAUCCAUCACCAGAUCUUUGCUAUUUUUCCUAAGGACUCGUCUCUCAGAAGUCAACAGUACAAGCGAUGUGCAGUUGUCGGAAAUAGUGGGAUAUUAACCAACAGCAGUUGUGGGGCUGAAAUUAACAAGGCUGACUUUGUGUUCCGGUGUAACCUCCCUCCCAUGGGUGGAGUUUUCGCCCAAGAUAUCGGAACGAAAACCAAUUUGGUGACGGCAAACCCAAGCAUCAUUACAGAGAGGUAUGGAGAACUACAAGACAGGAGGAGGCCGUUUUUCACCAACUUGACCAUCUAUAAUGACGCUCUCCUUCUCUUGCCUGCUUUCUCCUACACCAAGAACACAAUUCUCUCCUUCAGGGCUCUUUACACUCUCCAGGAUUUUCAGGCCAAACAGGAAGUGGUAUUCUUCAAUCCUGUGUACCUAAAACAUCUGAGUGAAUUCUGGCAUUCUAAGGGUGUAAGAGCAAACCGUCUCUCCACCGGCAUAAUGGUCACAAGCAUGGCACUAGAACUUUGUGAACAAGUGCUGAUUUAUGGGUUUUGGCCCUUUAAGGAAAAUGUAGAUGGGCAGGCUGUCUCACAUCACUACUUUGACAAUCAGCUCCCCAAGCCUGAUAUUCACUCCAUGCCAUUAGAGUAUCAACAGCUUCUGCAGAUGCACAGUAAAGGAAUUGUCAAACUUCAAAUGGCUCCAUGCCAGAUAGAUCCAUAAGAAAUAGACAUUUAACUCUCAGUCUUUAGAACAUUAGACUACUGGCCAUAAAACUGGGCUUAAAUAAGAACUAGCUUGACUUCCAAUCAGUAGAACCUUCAGGAUUUCAGUUUCUGAUGGCUUGUAUUUGAUUGGUUGUGUAGUGUUUGUUGAUCUUUCCCAGUUGGAGGAAGUCCUGAUGAUUGGACAUUUUGGCUGUGCAUAGCACAUUAAUGAGAAAUUAUCAUAGGGUCAUGAACAACUAACCAAUCAAUAUGUAGGAUCAUUGCUGUGAGGCCACGUUUUCAAAGGAGAUGAGGGUGGUCCAAUGAACAGCUCAGGGCUGGUAGGCAAUAGGAAGAUCUCGAGUUAGGAUAACACAAAGAACCUGAUGUAUAACCAUGCUUUUUCUUUGCCCUUUUAUGAUUUUGAGAGCCUAAGUCAUAGAUAUACUAUUGUCAUUCACUUUUAAAAACUUCAGACUAGUAAAGAACAGAAGUAUUGCAUUUUCUGGUAACUUCUUUCAUAAUAUCUCAAUGAACUAUUUUUGGAGAGUUGUAACAGGAAGCCCAGCAUCCCAACUUUCCAUGGUAAACUCCCACAAAUAGCAAAGUGACAAUAGACUAAUAGAGCAUUACAGCUCCUUCAGCCCAUCCAGUCCAUGCUGAAUUGUUAUUCUGUCCAGUCCCAUCAACCCACACCUGGAUCAUAGCAUUCUGUACCCCUCCUAUCCAUGUAUUCCAAACUUUUCUUAACUGUUGCAGUCAAACCCACAUCCACCGCUUCCACUGGUGGCUUGUUCCACACUCUCAUCACCCUCUGAAUGAGGUAGUUCCCUCUCAGGUUCCCCUUAAAUAUUUUACCUCUCACCUUUAACCUAUGAGCUCCAGUUCUAGUCUCACACAAACUAGUGGAAAAAGCUUGCUUGAAAUUACCCUAUCUAUACCCCUCUAUUAAAUCUUCCCUCAUUCUCCUACGCUGCAGUGAAUAAAGUCCUAAUCAGUUCUGCCUUUCCCUAUAACUCAGAUCGUCAAGUCUCAGCAACAUCCUUAUAAAAUUUCUCUGUGCUCUUUCAAUCUUAUUGAUAUCUUUCCUGUAGGUAGGUGACCAAAACUGCACACAAUACUCCAAAUUUGGCCUCACCAAUAUCAUACAACUUCAACACAAUGACCAAUUGUAGACACAAAUGUUGUCAAGGACAAAGGGAUAACACUCUUACUGUUCUUCAGAAUACUGGCCAUCCCUGUUUAACAAGCGGAUUUCCUUUAUACAGUCAUCUGUAAGUCACUUCUGUCCAUGUUUAAGAUACUCAAAAAAUCACAUCCCUACAGUUUUGUAAUGAAUAGCAUUAAAAGUAGUUAAGAAAAGAAAAUCUGCAGUUUGGGCCGAGACCUGUCAACUGCAUUUUUUCUCAUAGAUGCUUCCUGGCCUGCUGAGUUCCUCCAGUAUUUUCUGCAUCAAAAGCAUUUAGAACUGAUUUUAAUGGAACAAUUAGUAAAAGUGGAGCAAAAACGAAACUACUUUUGUCAUUUGUUGGAGUGAACAUGUGCAUUUAAGUAAGACUUUUGAAUCAAAUUAUAUGUAUUGUAGCAGCAGCUUGUCCAUCUGGAUCUAUAAAAUAUGGGCAGUCGUAACAGACAAGUUAGAGAAGCGUUUAAUUGGAGUCAGGGGAACUAUGAGGCUAUCAGGCAGGAAAAUGGAGGCUUAAAUUGGAAACGUUCUCAGAAAAGUACGGAAGAAAUGUGGCAAAUAUUCAGGGGAUAUUUGUGUAGAGUUCUGCAUAGGUACAUUCCAAUGAAACGGGGACAUUAUGGUAGGGUACAAAGGGUACAAAGGCUGUAAUAUAUCUAGUCACGAAGAAAAGAAAAACUUACAAAAGGUUCAGAGAGCUAGGUAAUGAUAGAGAUCUAGAAGAUUAUAAGGCUAUGUAUGAUGAAGGAGCUGAAGAAGGAAAUUAGGGAGAGCCAGAAGGGGCCAUGAGAAGGCCUUGGCGGGCAGGAUUAAGGAAAAGCAAGAGGAUAAGACGUGAGAGAAUAGGACCAAUCAAGUGUGACAGUGGGAAAGUGUGUAUGCAACUGGAGGAAAUAGCAGAGGUACUUAAUGAAUACUUUACUUCAGUAUUCACUAUGGAGAAGGAUCUUAGUGAUUGUAGUGAUGACAUGCAGCAGACUGAAAAGCUUGAGCAUGUAGAUAUUAAGAAAAGAUGUGCUGGAGCUUUUGGAAAACAUCAAGUUAGUUAAGUUGCCGGAACCGGACGAAAUGUACCCCAGGCUACUGUGGGACAUGAGGGAGGAGAUUGAUGAGCCUCUGGUGAUGAUCUUUGCACCAUCAAUGGGGACGGGAGAGGUUCCGGAGGAGAGUGCCCUCCACUCUCUCCGCACUAACCCCAACCGCACCACAAACCUGCAGACAAAGGUGGUGCCAUAGUAGUCUGGCGGACUGACCUCUACCUCACUGAGGCCAAGCGGCAGCUCUCCGACACCUCCUCGUACUUGCCCCUGCCACAGCACCCCACGAGUAAACAUCAAUCCACUGUCUCCCACACCAUCUCCAACCUCAUCAACUCCUUCCUCCCUCAGCCAAAAAACUCAUAAUUCCCACACCCUGCACAGCUCGGUUUUACCUCCUCCCCAAGAUCCACAAGCCUGACUGUCCGGCAGACCCAUGGUUUCAGCCUGCUCCUUCCCCACCGAACUUGUGUCUGCCUACCUGGACUCCAUUUUAUCCCCCAUAGUUCAGACUCUCCCCACCUACAUCCUGGAUACAUCCCAUGUCCUUCACCUCUUCAAUAACUUCCACUUCCCCGGCCCCGACCACUUCAUUUUUACCAUGGAUGUUCAAUCCUUAUACACCUCCAUCCCCCAUCAAGAAGGCCUCAAAGCCCUCCGCUACUUUUUGGAUAACAGACCCCACCGGUUCCCCAGCACCACCACACUCCUCCGGUUGGCGGAGCUUGUUCUAACUCUCAAUAACUUCUCCUUUGGUUCUUCCCACUUUCUCCAGAUCAAGGGCAUAGUCAUGGGUACUCGCAUGGGCCCCAGCUGUGCCUGCCUCUCUGUGGGUUAUGUGGAACAGUCUAUGCUCCAAAUCUAUACUGGCACCACUCCCCAACUUUUCCUCUGCUGCAUUGACGACUACAUUGGUGCUGUUUCCUGCACCCAUGCUGAGCUCGUCAAUUUCAUCAACUUUGCCUCUAACUUUCACCCAGCCCUUAAAUUCACUUGGUCCAUCUUUCUCUCCCCUUUCUUGAUCUCUCGGUCUCCAUCUCUGGAGACAGACAUCUUCUACAAAUCCACUGACUCCCAUAACUAUCUUGACUAUACCUCUUCCCACCCUGCCCAAUGCAAAAAUACCAUUCCCUAUUCCCAGUUCCUCCAUCUCCGCCACAUCUGCUCCCAGGAUGAGGCUUUCCGUUCCAGGACUUCUCAAAUGUCUCUUUCUUUCAGGAUCUUGGUUUCCCUUCUGGCAUCAUCAAAGAUGCCCUCACCCACAUCUCCUCCACUUCCCGCACUUCAGCCCUUAACCCAUCCUCCCGUCACCACAACAGGGACUGAGUUCCCCUUGUCCUCACCUACUACCCCACCAGCCUCCGGAUCCAGCAUAUUAUCCUCCGCAAUUUCUGCCACCUUCAACAGGACCCCACCACCAAGCACAUCUUUCACUCCCUACCCCUCUCUGCUUUUCGCAGGGAUCAUUCCCUCCGCGACUACCUGGUCCACACAUCACUCCCCACAGAACUCCCACCCGGCACUUAUCCCUGUAAGUGCAAAUGCUACACCUGUCCCCACACCUCCCCCCUUACCACCAUUCCGGGCCCCAGGCCCCAGACAGUCCUUCCAGGUGAGGCAACACCUGCGAGUCUGCUGGAGUCGUCUAUUGCAUCCAGUGCUCCCGGUGCAGCCUCCUCUACAUUGGUGAGACCCGAUGCAGAUUGGGAGACCGCUUCAUCGAGCACCUACACUCCAUCCGUCACAAUAGACAGGACCUCCCGGUUGCCACCCACUUCAACUCUGCCUCUCAUUCCCAUCUAGAUAUGUCCAUACAUGGCCUCCUCUACUGCCAUGAUGAGGCCAAACUCUGGUUGGAGGAGCAACACCUCAUCUACCGUCUGGGUAGCCUCCAGCCUGGUGGUAUGAACAUUGAAUUCUCCAAUUUCUGGUAAUUCCCUCCCCCUCCCCCUUCCCUUAUCCCAUGUCCUUCUCUGCCUCUCUCCCCUUUCAACUUUCUGCUUUUUUAUCUCUACAGUUCUUUCAUGCUUAUCCCCUCCCCCUCCCCCCUUUAUCUUUCCUCUGAUUGGUUUUCCACCUGGCGCCUCUAGGCCCUACCCCCUCCCCUAUCUCUAUUACUGGGCUUCGGUCCUCUCUUUCCCCCCCAUUCCUGAUGAAGGGUCUCCGCCUGAAAUGUUGGCUACUCUUUUCUCACGGAUGCUGCCUGACCUGCUGAGUUCUUCCAGCAUUGUGUACAUAUUCCGGAGGAUUGGAAGGUUGCGGAUGUUGUUCCUUUAUUCAAGAAAGGAAGUAGAGAUAGCCCAGGAAAUUAUAGACCAGUGAGUCUUAGCAGUAAGUUGAUGGAGAAGAUCCUGAGAGGAAGGAUUUAUAUACAUUUGGAGGGCUAUAAUAUGAUUUGGAGUAGUCAGCAUGGUUUUGUCAAGGGCAGGUCAUGCCUUAUGAGCCUGAUUGAAUUUCUUGAGGAUGUGACUAAACACAUUGAUGAAGGAAGAGCAGUAGAUGUAGUGUAUAUGGAUUUCAGCACGGCAUUUGACAAGGUACCCCAUGCAAGGCUUAUUGAGAAAGUAAGGAGGCAUGGGGGACAUUGCUUUGUGGAUCAAGAACUGGCUUGCCCACAGAAGGCAAAGAGUGGUUGUAGAUGGGUCAUAUUCUGCAUGGAGGUCGGUCACCAGUGGGGUGCCUCAGGGAUCUGUUCUGGGACCCUUACUCUUCAUGAUUUUUAUAAAUGACCUGGAUGAGGAAGUGGAGGGAUGGGUUAGUAAGUUUGCUGAUGACAUAAAAGUAGGAGGUGUUGUGGAUAGUGUAGAGGGCUGUCAGAGGUUACAGCGGGAUAUUGAUAGGAUGCAAAACUGGACUGAGAAGAGGCAGAUGUUCAACCCAGAUAAGUGUGAAGUGGUUCAUUUUGGUAGGUCAAGUAUGAUGGCAGAAUAUAGUAUUAAUGGUAAGACUCUUGGCAAUGUGGAGGAUCAGAGGGAUCUUGGGAUCCGAGUCCAUAGGACACUCAAAGCAGCUGCGCUGGUUGACUCUGUGGUUAAGAAGGUGUAUGAUGUACCAGCCUUCAUCAAUCAUGGAAUUGAAUUUAGGAGCCGAGAGGUAAUGUUACAGCUAUAUAGGACCCUGGUCAGACCACACUUGGAGUACUGGAGUACUCAGUUCUGGUCGCCUCACUACAGGAAGGAUGUGGAAGCCAUAGAGAGGGUGCAGAGAAGAUUUACAAGGAUGCUGCCUGGAUUGGGGAGCAUGCCUUAUGAGAAUAGGUUGAGUGAACUCGGCCUUUUCUCCUUGGAGUGAAGGAGGUUGAGAGGUGACCUGAUAGAGGUGUAUAAGAUGAUGAGAGGCAUUGAUCGUGUGGAUAGUCAGAGGCUUUUUCCCAUGGUUGAAAUGGUUGCCACAAGACGACACAGGUUUAAGGUGCUGGGGAGUAGGUACAGAGGAGAUAUCGGGGUAAGUUUUUUUUACUCAGAGUGGUGAGUGCAUGGAAUGGGCUGCCGGCAACAGUGGUGGAGGUAGAUAUGACUGGGUCUUUUAAGAGGCAUUUAGAUAGGUACAUGGAGCUCAGUAAAAUAGAGGGCUAUAGGUAAGCCUAGUAAUUUCUGAGGUAGGGACAUGUUCAGCACAACUUUGUGGGCCGAAGGGCCUGUAUUGUGCUGUAGGUCUUCUAUGUUUCUAUGUAACUGUAAUAGUAUGUUGCCUGACUCUCUUGGUGACAAUGAUUCUAAACAAACAAUCACUCAACAAAGUUUUGUUUCUAAAUAUUUUAUUAAGCGUCACAUAUACUGAUUACUUAACAUACACUUGCACAUACACUGUUUACUGCUAAUUUGAGAUCUUACCUGCCCCAGUCACAAUAAGAGGUUAAUCAUAUAACCAUAUAACAAUCACAGCACGGAAACAGGCCAUCUCGGCCCUCCUAGUCCAUGCCGAACUCUUAAUCUCACCUAGUCCCACCUACCCGCACUCAGCCCAUAACUCUCCACUCCUUUCCUGUCCAUAUACCUAUCCAAUUUUACCUUAAAUGACACAACUGAACUGGCCUCUACUACUUCUACAGGAAGCUCAUUCCACACAGCUAUCACUCUUUGAGUAAAGAAAUACCCCCUCGUGUUUCCCUUAAACUUCUGCCCCCUAACUCUCAAAUCAUGUCCUCUCGUUUGAAUCUCCCCUACUCUCAAUGGAAACAGCCUAUUCACAUCAACUCUAUCUAUCCCUCUCAAAAUUUUAAAUACCUUGAUCAAAUCCCCCCUCAACCUUCUACGCUCCAAUGAAUAGAGACCUAACUUUCUCUGUAACUUAAGUGCUGAAACCCAGGUAACAUCCUAGUAAAUCGUCUCUGCACUCUCUCUAAUUUAUUGAUAUCUUUCCUAUAAUUCGGUGACCAGAACUGCAUGCAGUAUUCCAAAUUUGGCCUUACCAAUGCCUUGUACAAUUUUAACAUUACAUCCCAACUUCUGUACUCAAUGCUUUGAUUUAUAAAGGCCAGCGUUCCAAAAGCCUUCUUCACCACCCUAUCUACAUGAGACUCCACCUUCAGGGAACUAUGCAAUGUUAUUCCUAGAUCUCUCUGUUCCUCUGCAUUCCUCAAUGCCCUACCAUUUACCCUGUAUGUUCUAUUUGGAUUAUUCCUGCCAAAAUGUAGAACCUCACACUUCUCAGCAUUAAACUCCAUCUGCCAACGUUCAGCCCAUUCUUCUAACCGGCAUAAAUCUCCCUGCAAGCUUUGAAAACCCACCUCAUUAUCCACAACACCUCCUACCUUAGUAUCAUCGGCAUACUUACUAAUCCAAUUUACCACCCCAUCAUCCAGAUCAUUUAUGUAUAUUACAACCAACAUUGGGCCCAAAAACAGAUCCCUGAGGCACCCCGCUAGUCACCGGCCUCCAUCCCGAUAAACAAUUAUCCACCACUACUCUCUGGCAUCUCCCAUCUAGCCACUGUUGAAUCCAUUUUAUUACUCCAGCAUUAAUACCUAACGACUGAACCUUCUUAACUAACCUUCCAUGUGGAACUUUGUCAAAGGCUUUGCUGAAGUCCAUAUAGACUACAUCCACUGCCUUACCCUUGUCAACAUUCCUCGUAACUUCUUCUGCUGACUCCCAACCCGUGAGUUUACAUCUUUGUGAUGAUUGAUCUCUGGGGUGGUUGUUUGCCUUAUCUUUGAUGACUCUUUUAUACAGUUAUUUUUCUGAUGGCAACCUUUGUUCUUUUUGUCCAGUCCUAUUAUUGCACAUUCCCUUUAGGGAUUUGGUGGUCACUUUUACUUUGUGCACAUCUGUUCCCUUCUUAUGGCCUUUAAUUCUUCGUCAUCACAUAUAAUUCUGCAGAUUUGCUAAUGAUACUUUCACUCCCUUCUCCAUGUCUUCAUUCUGAGCUAGAACUUUUCUUUGAGCAAUACUUUGAUGGGCAGAGCUCUGUAUACUAAGUCUGAUGGGAUACUUGACACCUUUAUUCCCGCUACAGACAUAGGAAUUUUACUGUCUACCUGAGAGGGCUGACAAUUUGAAGUCUCAGUACUUCAUACCAGUGACAUCUUUUGUCCUCAGGUCUCUGAGACUUCAACCCACAAAACUACCAUUGCCAAGUAUGUUACCAACUGAGCCAAAAUAUUGUGGAGGGCUGUCAGAGGUUACAGCGGGACAUUAAUAGGAUGCAAAACUGGGCUGAGAAGUAGCAGAUGGAGUUCAGCCCAGAUAAGUGUGAAGUGGUUCAUUUUGGUAGGUCAAAUAUGAUGGCAGAAUAUAGUAUUAAUGGUAUGACUCUUAGUAGUGUGGAGGAUCAGAGGGAUCUUGGGGUCCGAGUCCAUAGGAUGCUCAAAGCAGCUGCGCAGGUUGACUCUGUGGUUAAGAAGGCAUAUAGUGUAUUGGCCUUCAUCAAUCAUGGAAUUGAAUUUAGGAGCCUAGAGGUAAUGUUGCAGCUAUAUAGGACCCUGGUCAGACCCCACUGGAGUACUGUGCUCAGUUCUGGUCGCCUCACUACAGGAAGGAUGUGGAAACCAUAGAAAGGGUGCAGAGGAGAUUUACAAGGAUGUUGCCUGGAUUGAGGAGCAUGCCUUAUGAAAAUAGGUUGAGUGAACUCGGCCUUUUCUACUUGGAGCGAAGGAGGAUGAGAGGUGACCUGAUAGAGGUGUAUAAGAUGAUGAGAGGCAUUGAUCGUGUGGAUAGUCAGAGGCUUUUUCCCAAGGCUGAAAUGGUGGCCACAAGAAGACACGGGUUUAAAGUACUGGGGAGUAGGUACAGAGGAGAUGUCAGGGGUAAGUUUUUUAUUCAGGGAGUGGUGAGUGCAUAGAAUGGGCUGCCGGCAAUGGUGGAGGCAGAUACGAUAGGGUCUUUUAAGAGACUUUUGGAUAGGUACAUGGAGCUUAGAAAAAUAGAGGGCUAUGAGUAAAUCUAGUAAUUUCUAAGGUAGGGACAUGUUCAGCACAACUUUGUGGGUCGAAGAGCCUGUAUUGUGCUGUAGGUUUUCUAUGUUUCUUUAAGUUCUGAACUGGCACCUUAAGUUCAAGGAAUCCUUUCUCCUGGUCAAAUUAGCUUUUGUUUUGUGCUUGGGAUACCUACCCUAGUUGAAGAUGAUUCAAUAGGCAGGAAAAAAACCGACUACUGGAACAACUACUUAAAUUGAACAUUGGUGACACUGGUUGGCAGGUGCUGGGUAUUGCAGUGGACAUCUUGACAUCUUGAAGGACAAAUGGAGGAUGUGCCUGCCCUGUUUUCUACUAACACCUCAUACUAGUGCUACCUUCUGAACUUGUAACUGAUGAGCUGUCUAUGAAAAAUAUUGUCCACUGCUUCUCUGACUGGACGGUUGAGACAGCUUUUCUGUCUAGACACCAAGAUCCGUGGUGUUGCUAAAGUAUCUUCACACAGAUGCAGACAGUAACAACCUGAACAAAGUUUACAGAAUAAACAAAAGUAAAAAUGCAAUGGUCUAAGGAAAAUUCAUGUCAAUGAAACCUGGGCUAAAAUGAUUUAAUUAUGAAAGGGGUUGUGUAGAUUAAGCCCCCAUGUCAUAGAUUAAAGGUUGAUCUAAUUCUGUUAAAGUUGAGCAAAGGAUUUGAAAGUGGAAGCAGCGAGAAUGUAAUUCCUUUGUUUGGGGGAGAGAAUCAUACAAACUAAUGAUUUAGGAGCAGGAAUAGGCCACUUGGCCCCUUUUGCCAUACUACUCUAUUUAUUAAGUGUGCCACAAAUAACCUUUCAUCAUCUUGCUUAUUAAAUGUCUGUCAAACUUGGAUUAAAAUAUUAAUUGCCCCUGUUACUGUAGCCUUUUGGGAAAGAGAAAUUCUCUCUGUUGCAACUCCUCAGGACUUUUAAAGUUUCUGUUAUCACCUCUCACUCUUCAGAACUCUAGUAGAUACAAGCCGAGCUUAUCCAGCCUUUCCUCAAAGGACAAUCCACUCAUCCUAGGUAUCAGUAAAGUUUCUCUAAGCUGCUUCUAAUUAAUUAAUAUCUUUAAAUAACAAGACUAAAACUACUCAGUACACAAGAUGUGACUUCAGCAAUGUAAUGAAGUAUAACACCCCUGCUGUGUAUUCAGUUUUCCUAGCAAUAAACUAUAAUAUACUGUUGGCUUUCCUAUUUA
Messenger RNA from Hypanus sabinus (Atlantic stingray), 11009 nucleotides. Its product is annotated as alpha-2,8-sialyltransferase 8F-like. Gene Ontology annotation, biological process: oligosaccharide metabolic process; N-glycan processing. The record is from RefSeq and is a predicted model, not a curated record. The transcript has 8 exons. Bases 1 to 1230 code for a protein of 409 amino acids. Gene Ontology annotation, molecular function: alpha-N-acetylneuraminate alpha-2,8-sialyltransferase activity. Lineage: Eukaryota; Metazoa; Chordata; Chondrichthyes; Myliobatiformes; Dasyatidae.